Odocoileus virginianus texanus is the source of this 2959-nucleotide messenger RNA. RefSeq names its product synaptotagmin 17 (gene SYT17). Gene Ontology annotation, cellular component: exocytic vesicle; plasma membrane. Gene Ontology annotation, biological process: cellular response to calcium ion; regulation of calcium ion-dependent exocytosis; calcium ion-regulated exocytosis of neurotransmitter. Gene Ontology annotation, molecular function: syntaxin binding; phosphatidylserine binding; calcium-dependent phospholipid binding. NCBI's taxonomy places the organism in Eukaryota, Metazoa, Chordata, Mammalia, Artiodactyla, Cervidae. The record is from RefSeq and is a predicted model, not a curated record.
GUGCCUGCUUGCAAGUUAGCUAAUCAUGUCCUUCUGGGUUGGCUUCAUGGCUAUUUCUGUAUAGGAAGGUUUGCUCCUCUCCUGAAGUGUGGCUGCAUUGGAUAGCAUGACUAUCUAUCCACCCGCUCUGAUUCAUAACAGCAUACGGUGCAAAUCAAAUCGAAAUGCUAAAGUUUCCCAUUUAUUCGGUGUUGGUUAGCCAGAAGGCUACCAGCAGCCCUGAAGGUAGCAGCACCUUGUUAGGAGGUCAGCUCCCUCCCCAGGAUGGGCAGUUGGAACCUUUAAAUGAGGGUUUCCUUUCUAGAAUCUCCGACCUCCUGCUCUGCAGAUGGACUUGCCGGCACUGCUGUCAGAAGUGCUAUGAGUCCAGCUGUUGCCAGUCGAGUGAGGAUGAAGUUGAGAUUCUGGGACCUUUUCCUGCCCAGACUCCACCCUGGCUGUUGGCCAGCCGGAGCAGUGACAAGGACGGGGACUCUGUACACACAGCCAGUGACGUCCCACUGACCCCACGGACCAACUCUCCAGAUCGGAGAUGCUCGUCCUCAGACACAUCUAAGUCUACAUACAGCCUGACCCGGAGGAUUUCAAGUCUCGACUCCAGACGGCCCAGCUCCCCACUGAUUGAUAUUAAGCCCAUCGAGUUUGGCGUUCUCAGCGCCAAGAAAGAACCCAUCCAGCCCUCGGUGCUCAGACGGACCUAUACGCCGGAUGACUACUUCAGGAAGUUCGAGCCCCGCCUGUACUCCCUGGAUUCCAACAGUGACGACGUGGACUUCCUGACGGACGCAGAGAUCCUGUCCAAGUACCAGCUGGGCAUGCUGCACUUCAGCACGCAAUAUGACCUGCUGCAUAACCACCUGACGGUGCGGGUGAUCGAGGCCAGGGACCUGCCGCCCCCCAUCUCCCACGACGGCGCGCGCCAGGACAUGGCGCACUCCAACCCCUACGUCAAGAUCUGCCUCCUGCCGGACCAGAAGAACUCCAAGCAGACCGGAGUCAAACGCAAGACCCAGAAGCCCGUGUUCGAGGAGCGCUACACCUUCGAGAUCCCCUUCCUGGAGGCUCAGAGGAGGACCCUGCUCUUGACCGUGCUGGACUUCGAUAAGUUCUCACGCCACUGCGUCAUCGGCAAGGUGGCUGUGCCUUUGUGCGAGGUCGACCUGGUGAAGGGCGGCCACUGGUGGAAGGCGCUGAUCCCCAGUUCUCAGAAUGAGGUAGAACUCGGGGAGCUGCUUCUGUCACUGAAUUAUCUCCCGAGUGCUGGGAGGCUGAACGUUGACGUCAUUCGAGCCAAGCAGCUUCUUCAGACAGAUGUGAGCCAAGGUUCAGACCCAUUUGUGAAAAUUCAGCUGGUACAUGGACUCAAGCUUGUGAAAACAAAGAAGACAUCCUUCUUAAGAGGCACAAUCGAUCCCUUUUACAAUGAAUCCUUCAGCUUCAAAGUUCCCCAAGAAGAACUGGAAAAUGCCAGCCUAGUGUUUACAGUGUUCGGCCACAACAUGAAGAGCAGCAACGACUUCAUCGGGAGGGUUGUCAUCGGCCAGUACUCCUCCGGGCCCUCGGAAUCGAACCACUGGCGGCGGAUGCUCAGCGCCCACCGCACGGCCGUGGAGCAGUGGCACAGCCUGCGGUCCCGGGCCGAGUGCGACCGCGUGUCCCCUGCCUCGCUGGAGGUGACCUGAGGGCCACGGGGACGGCAGCUGUCGUCUAUGGAAAAAAGGAAGAAAACUUAGGACAAAAAAAACAUGCCCGAUGUGUAUACUGUUCCAUCCACACACACACACACACACACACACACACACACACACACCCAUACACACCCAACUCCUCUCAGAACUGAGAGGACGUGGACUGUUGAUCACAUACUGGCCGCCCUUGAGGAGCGAGGCCUGAGAACUUUCCAGAAGCCCCAUCCAUCCAUCAGCUGCGAGCUGAGCGGGCUCUGCCGUGAGACUUAUGGGCAGUGCUUGCUCUCGUGGACCCUCCCGCCCCAAAAUGCACUUUCAACCCUCAGGCCAGAGAAAAGACCUCCCCGAGGGUGCCAGCCUCCACUGAGAUGAAAUUUUCCAAGAGUCUGGCCAGUGUCUCGGAGUCGGACACGACUGAGUGACUGACACUUUCACUUCACUUUCACUUUGGCCGGUGUGGGGAGGCCUGAUCCCCCCAAACCCAAAAUGCGCACCCACUGGGUGACUCCCGAACCGUCUGCUGUUCCCAGAGGUUCCUCAGACCUGCUACCUUUCCCCCAACGUGUAAGUACUUCGUCUUCUCUUUAGUGGGUGUGAUACAUAGAUUAGACUAUUUGAGGAAACCAAAUGGCAACAAAAAAUACUCCAGUGUCAGAAGCCGCUCCUGGCCUCACUGAAGCCGUCCUUGUGUUAGCUUCUCCCUGCGGACUCCCCGUGGAGGUGUGUGUGGAUGUUCUGGCAUGCGUGCCCUCACGUGAGCGUGUGUGUGUGCCUCUGUGUCCCGUUGGUGAGCAAGGCGCUGGCCGGUACCUCAGGCCCGAGCACUCCUUCUGUCUGCCUUGCCCGUCAGUGAAGUUUCACCCACCGCCCUCUUGUGUGUCAAGACCCCACCCUCAGUAACAGUAGCGUGUGUGAAUAGCAAGUUAAUAGAAUACGAUAGAGCAGAAGUAACAUUUUUUGACCGAAUCAUGGCGACUGUGACUCCCAGAAGACAUGCAGAAGACGGUUACACGGAAUAAAAUGGCCACCACGCCCACCACGCCCCCCUCCAAGAGUCUCCCUCCUUGUCACACUCUGAGGGUCUCGCUGUGUUUCGUGUGUGAACCAAAGUCACUUCUCUCGUGCUAAGAAAUUAGUGUAGUUAGAAUAGAUCUCUUUCUCUCUCUCUCUCUCUCUCUGUUGGAUGCUUCUGUAUCUUUUCCCACAGUGUAUUGUCUGGUAUAAUGGGGAGCUAUUUAUUGAAAUUAAAGAUUAUUUAUUUGUGCCAUGCA